Molecule: messenger RNA, 1704 nt
Organism: Saccharomyces mikatae IFO 1815
Lineage: Eukaryota; Fungi; Ascomycota; Saccharomycetes; Saccharomycetales; Saccharomycetaceae
Gene: IXR1
Product: DNA-binding transcription repressor IXR1
Exons: 1
Coding region: 1-1704 (567 amino acids)
Source: RefSeq, a predicted model, not a curated record
AUGAACACCGGUAUGUCGCCCAAACAGGACGACGCUUCUAACCCCAACCUACUCAACAUAGGCCAAGACCAUUCGCUGCAGUAUCAGGGUCUCGAGCACAACGACUCUCAGUACAGGGAUGCUGCUUCUCAUCAAACGCCUCACCAAUACUUAAACCAGUUUCAAAGCCAGCCCCAACAACAACAGCAGCAGCAGCAGCAGCAGCAGCAACAACAACAAGCGCCUUAUCAAGGUCACUUUCAGCAGUCACCACAGCAACAACAACAAAAUGUUUAUUUCCCUCCACCUCCUCAAUCGCUGAGACAACCUAGUUCGCAGUCGCAACAACAACAAUACGGUAAUACGAACUCAAACGCAAACAGCAGUGUUAAUGUUAAUGCGAUACCUCAGGAUUUCGGUUACAUGCAACAAACUGGGUCCGGGCAAAACUAUCAAACGAUAAAUCCGCAACAGUUUUCUGAGUUAUACAACUCCUUUCUAAGCCAUUUGACUCAGAAACAAACAAAUCCUUCGGGCAGUCCAGGUGCGUCCAGUAGCAGCAACAACAACAACAACCCCAGUAGUGGCAAUAAUAGCACUGGCAGUAAUACUGCCCAGUUGGCAGCCUCUCAAUUGAACCCGGCCACCGCUGCUGCGGCAGCCGCCAAUAAUGCCGUUGGCCCAGCUUCAUACUUAUCUCAACUUCCUCAAGUGCAGAGAUACUAUCCAAACAACAUGAAUGCUCUCUCUAAUCUUUUAGACCCUUCCUCUGCUAAUGUUGGCGGAAAUGCUAACUCAGCUAGUCACCCUGGCCUAUUGCCGCCCAACAUGCCAUCUCAAUUGACUCACCAUCAGCAACAGAUGCAACAACAGCAACAAUUGCAUCAACAACAACAGCUGCAGCAGCAACAACAAUUGCAACAACAAUUGCAACAACAGCAACUACAACAGCAACAACAACAGCACCGUCAUAUGCAACAGCAACAGCACCAGCACCAGCAACAGCAACAGCAACAGCAGCAACAUCCUGUAGUGAAAAAAUUAUCUUCCACUCAGAGCAGAAUUGAGAGAAGAAAACAGUUGAAAAAGCAAGGCCCUAAGAGGCCUUCUUCUGCUUAUUUCUUGUUUUCCAUGUCUAUAAGAAACGAGUUACUGCAACAAUUUCCUGAAGCGAAAGUUCCCGAGUUGUCUAAAUUGGCUUCUGCAAGAUGGAAAGAGCUUACUGACGAUCAAAAAAAACCAUUCUAUGAAGAGUUUAGAACCAACUGGGAAAAGUAUAGGGUCGUAAGAGACGCUUACGAAAAGACUUUACCUCCAAAAAGACCAUCCGGUCCCUUUAUUCAAUUUACCCAAGAGAUUAGACCUACCGUCGUCAAGGAAAAUCCUGAUAAGGGCUUAAUCGAAAUCACCAAGAUUAUUGGUGAAAGAUGGCGUGAAUUAGAUCCUGCUAAAAAGGCAGAAUAUACUGAAACUUACAAGAAGAGAUUAAAGGAAUGGGAAAGCUGCUAUCCUGAUGAAAAUGAUCCAAAUGGAAACCCGGCCGCUCAUUCACACAAGACCAUGAACAUGAAUUUGAAUAUGGACACUAAAAUAAUGGAAAACCAAGAUAGCAUUGAACAUAUCACCGCAAACGCGAUUGAUUCGGUUACGGGAAACAACAAUAACAGUACCAGCUCGAACACUCCCGUUUCCCCCCCAAUUUCAUUGCAGCAACAGCAACUUUAA